Molecule: messenger RNA, 1575 nt
Organism: Aspergillus nidulans FGSC A4
Lineage: Eukaryota; Fungi; Ascomycota; Eurotiomycetes; Eurotiales; Aspergillaceae
Product: galactokinase galE
Exons: 3
Coding region: 1-1575 (524 amino acids)
Biological process (GO): carbohydrate phosphorylation; galactose metabolic process
Cellular component (GO): cytoplasm
Molecular function (GO): kinase activity; galactokinase activity; ATP binding
Source: RefSeq, a predicted model, not a curated record
AUGGCGACCCCGCAGGAACUUGUCCCUCGAACUGAAUCCAUCGCUGAGGUUUAUGCCACUGACAAUGCCUCUGCUACUACUGCCUCACCAGAACAUGUCAAGCGGUUCAACAAUCUAGUUUCUCACUUCCACAAGCAAUAUAACCACUCCCCCGAUUUCGUUGCCCGCAGCCCCGGCCGCGUGAACAUCAUUGGAGAGCACAUCGACUACAACCUGUACGAUGUCCUCCCUACAGCAGUGAGCGUCGACGUGAUUAUCGCCGUCAAGGUCGUUCCCACAGAGAGCUCAGAAUCGGCUGUAAAGAUUGCCAAUGUUCUGCCUGACAAGUUUCCGACGCGUGAGUUCUCUGUGCCCAAGGACUCGGACGUCGAAAUCGACCCCAAGAAACAUGAAUGGGUGAACUACUUUAAGGCUGGGUUAGUUGGUGCACUUAAAGUUUUGCGCAAGGGUGCUGCAGAUGGUUCGUUUGCUCCGGCCAGUAUGGAAGUGCUAGUCGACGGGAACGUUCCUCCUGGUGGUGGUAUCUCCAGCAGUGCAGCUUUUGUGUGCUCCAGUGCGCUGGCCGUCAUGAAGGCAAACAACCACGAUGUCUCAAAGCAGGACUUGCUUGAUCUAGCUGUCGUCUCGGAGCGUGCUGUCGGUGUCUAUUCUGGAGGCAUGGAUCAAGCAGCGUCCAUCUUCUCCCGCCGCGGAUACCUCCUCUACACCCAGUUUUUCCCCAACUUCUCUGUUCAGCACGUUGCCAUUCCCAAGGCUGCGGAGGAAAUCACUUUCCUCAUGGCCCAGAGCUUCGUUACCUCCAACAAAGCUGAGACGGCGCCGCGCCACUACAAUCUCCGCGUCGCAGAGUGUACGCUCGCCUCGGUCGUUCUCGCCAAAGCGAACGGUCUCACCCUUCCCAAGGACAACAGUUCCCUUGGAUACAGCCUUCGCACCUUCCACAACGAACUUAUGCGAAAAGAAGGCCGUCUUGGGGACCCGCUCGAGUACCAAAUCGACUCUGUCAUCCAGGCCACUCUCGAUAUUCUCACUCAGGAGCAGGGCUACACGCGCGAGGAGAUCGCUCAGCUUCUGUCCAUCUCCGUACCCGAGCUUGAAACCACGUACCUCUCCUCCUUCCCCGUCCAAGCGGAGCGCUUCCUCCUCCGCCAGCGAGCCCUGCAUUGCUUCAAGGAAGCCCGACGCGUCCUUGACUUCAAGGCUUGCCUCGCGAACGCAUCAACCUUGGAUGACAAGCGCAUUCACUACCUUGGUCAACUGCUCAAUGAGUCUCAAGAUUCGUGUCGCGACGUCUACGAGUGCUCCGCACCCCAAGUUGACGAGAUCUGCAACAUCGCACGCAAGGCAGGAACAUGGGGCAGUCGGCUGACUGGUGCCGGGUGGGGAGGGUGCACUGUUCACAUGCUGCCGCAGUCAAAAGUUGAGGCUGUAACAAAGGCGCUGACGGAGGAGUACUAUCUGAAGUAUUUCCCAGAUAUUAGCGAGGAGAAGCUGAAGGAGGCAAUGGUCAUCUCUAAGCCGUCUAACGGGUCUUUCUUGAUUACGGGAGCUGCAAUUUCUCAGGUUGAUGUUUGA